CAUCACACUGGGCUAGUUAGCGAUCAGUGGGCAGUCCGUAUUGCGGAACAAAUAACAAACUAGAUGAGUUUACCACUGCAAAACCAUGUCGCCUGAUUAGGAAUCAUCAUGACGUUAACAGCAGCCUGAGAUCAGAGAAGUAAACUAUGACAUGUUGUCAGGGAUCUUUUGAUUUGUUUAUUUAAUUUCAGGCUGCUUGUGAUGAUAUUAGCGGUUGCUAAGCGUUUAGCGAUUGUGUGAUUAAAGUUGAGCAACAACAUCCAGACAAUCGAUCAAAACCGCUCUGGCAGCAUAUCAACAGUAGAUGUACGUCUUAGUUCUAUUGAUCUGUGGGGAAUAAAUACACACGUACAGCUCUCUGGCUAACUGGCUAGUAAACCAAUCCAUGUAAGAAGGUUCUGUUGGCAUCAACCAGUGACUGAUUGCUCGGGUUUUGCUGUUAAACAUCUCAAAGUGAGUCAGCGCUAGGAUCUUUAGUCGUUUUGCUGCUCUCACGGGUGAUCGUGUGGAAUGGAUGACUUCAGCUCCAUCAGUCUGCUGUCUCUGGCUAUGCUGGUUGGCUGUUAUGUGGCUGGAACUAUUCCCCUGGCUGUCAACUUCUCUGAGGAGAAGCUCAAGUUGGUGACUGUGUUGGGAGCAGGACUGUUAUGUGGCACUGCACUGGCUGUCAUUAUUCCAGAAGGGGUUCAUGCACUCUAUGAGGAAAUGCUGGAAGUUGGGCACGAUCAUGGCCACGUGAAAGUGGAGGCGGAAGUUUCCGAGGCAAAGAUUGUAGAAGGAGUGGUGGGGCCCAGCAGUGAACACGGCCAUGGUCACGAUCAGCUCCACGCAUAUAUCGGUGUCUCUCUGGUUCUGGGCUUUGUCUUCAUGCUGCUGGUGGAUCAAAUCGGCAGUUCUCACAUGCACAGCAGUGACGAUCCAGAGGCAGCAAGGGCUGCUAGCUCAAAAUUCACCACAACACUUGGAUUGGUCGUUCACGCUGCAGCCGAUGGGGUUGCGCUUGGAGCUGCUGCGUCCACCUCUCAGACCAGCGUCCAGCUCAUUGUGUUUGUGGCCAUCAUGUUGCAUAAGGCCCCUGCUGCAUUUGGACUUGUAUCUUUCCUCAUGCAUGCCGGUUUAGAAAGAAACCGCAUCCGGAAACAUCUGUUAGUCUUUGCCUUGGCGGCUCCUGCUUUGUCCAUGCUCACAUACGUCGGACUCAGUCAGAGCAGUAAAGAGGCACUGUCUGAUGUCAACGCUACUGGUGUGGCUAUGCUGUUCUCUGCUGGCACCUUCCUCUACGUGGCUACGGUGCAUGUUCUACCGGAGGUGGGCGGCAUGGGGGGCCACAGCCACUCACCUGGGGGAAGUGGAGGGAAAGGACUGAGUAAAGUGGAGGUUGGAGCUCUGGUACUAGGCUGUCUGAUACCGCUGGUGCUUUCCAUCGGCCACAAGCACUAGUGUUCUUCACUUGAAGCUACAUAAAAGACAAACCAUACCAGAAAGAGCAAAUGGGUCUUUGAACAGCGUUGGCUAAACAAGAACCUCACAUUAGCGGUUUGAAUCAUGUCUCUGUCAGUUUAUUGAAUUCAGUGGUUUGAUUGAAUGUAAGAACAUUCAAGAUGGGUACAGGAUUUGGGAAGCAUCUAUGGACUUCCGGAAUGGGUGGCCCUGCCCCUCCAUAAAGCACUGUGUGCUGACAUCUUACAUUGACCAUACAUAAAUAAAUGCCAUCAUGUGUCCAGCUCUUUUCUUCUGUUUUUUCUUCAGUGGUGCAGGUUUUUUUUUUAGAGUUUAUAAGGAUAGGUUGUGGUUGGGUUGUCAUGUAGACUAUACAUUUGGUAUUCUAGAAGUUUGUGAAUGGAAUAUGAUCAUGAGACACAGAUGUUGCCAUUAUAAUUGAUCAGAUAGUUUUUACAUGUUUUUUAUUUCUUACAGACAUGAGCCCCAAAAUUGUAAUUGUAAGUUUAUUUCAUUUUCCCUUUUUUGCACAUUUCUUCAGUAUUGAGUUGUAAUUUUGAACAUUAUGAUGAAAUUAUACCUCUUUUUUUUUUCAUUAAGUUGGUGAACACCAAAUAGUGUUGUUACCUAACAAGAAGUGCUAACGUUUUUUUCUUAUAUAUUUUUGUAACUUCCAUUCUCCCACCCCUUCAGCCUUUUUAUUUUAUUUUUUUAUUGUUGUUAACAAGACGACAAUUUCUCCUUACUCGAUAUUCUAAUAGUCAAUAUGCUUCUGGAAUAUUAUGGGAACAUUCAUUGAAGUAUGGGCUAGUUUUGUACUCAAACUUGGUUGCUGCCAAAAAUGUUUUUCUUCUUGGAUCGCUCAUUAAAUGUAUAUAAUUAUUGGAGAAUCUAAUAAUGUGUAGUUAGUAAUUGAACAAAUAUGACAUCUAUAUUUGGUCGUAGACCAUCUGGGGGACCGCUGAAGGAUCAAAGUUAUUAAGCAGUUUUUUUUUUCUUUAUGAAAAAAGCUGUGUUUGAGGUUAUUGUACACCGAUACAUAAUUGAACCCAAUUAUGACAUGGAAAUGUUCAGUGUCCAUAGGCUCAGCUGUUGGACGCAUUGUUAUUUUUAGUUCAGUGCAUGCACAGCUUAGUUAUUUGACUUUUGAGUCAUUACUCUAACCUGAUUGGUUGUUGAAUCCUGGAGAAAGGAUCUGAUAAGUUAGUCACACGUUUUGUACUGUGAUGCCUGCUCGGAGCAAAGCCUGUGUACUGUAAAUAUGUAUUUUCUGUAUAAAUGACAAACAAAUGCUCCAGACAAAAAGAGAGAGAAAAAAAGCUCCUAGAUUCCCUAUUUGAGAUCCAUUCAACACCAUGUUGUCUUUAGUCUUACUGCAGUUUACUGUAUAUAACAAGUGGGGAAUUGAGAUAAUUUUUAAGUGUACUGACAUCAAUAAUUCCACUUUAUAAUGGUCUUCAGUGUCUUAACUGGUCCUGAAGAGAAAUCGAGAUCAGUUGUGAAGAAUACAGGAUGGAUCUCUGAUCCUGUUGUUGGUUUCAAAGUGUUUUAGACUGAAACCGUGGUUCAUGAACUUGGCAAGAUUGUGUAUCACCGAGAUCACAAGCAAGUUACUUUAAGGUUCUACAAGCAACUAUUCAUGGGGCAUAAUUAGUUUUGCUAUAUGACAGUCAAAAGCUGUUAGUGCUUUUAGCUCUCUAGCCCCUCAUCUUACUGUAGUACGCAUGUAUAGCGUCAGCCUCAAACUAGUGCAAUGUGGAAGAUACGCUGUUGAGCCGAGGCUUCAUGGUGAAUUGCAUAGUAUGUCCACUUUAAGACUACUUUAAAGGGGAAAUUGAAGGUAAAUUAGUCUCAUUUGAAUCCAAAUCUGUGCCCAGUGAUUUGGGACAAAUAUUAAAUGGAACUGAAUUAUUAUUGAGAUUGUUUGGGUGAAAUAUUUUGCUAUAUUGUUUUGACUUCUUUUGACCGAUUCCAUUGCCAUAGCUCUGAUUGUGACUUGUUUGGAUCUGUUAGGAUUGAGGAUGGGCAUUGAUGCUAAUAGUAUUUAGGAUAGAGCUUUUACAUUUACAAAGUGAGGGAUUGGAGGAGUGGGGUAUGUUGAAAUCAGAGGCUGAGUUUGGGGGGCUUUUAUGUGAUCAUUCCACAAGAGGACUAUGCCUUAUUUUUCUCGAUUGUUUAACUUUAAAUGUUUGUAAAACGUUUGUUCUUGGUGAUUGGAAUAAACUUAAUUUCUUUUUUAAUGGAUGCAAAUCAUAAAACGUACUUUAUUUUACCUGUUUAAUAACAUUUGGAACUGCAUUGAUCAAUAUUUUCAGGUUGUGUAAUAAUGAAGCAAAUAAAUGAGGAAUGAGUCAUUAAUGAAACAAACAAGUUAUUGUUCAGUAAUUAAGAGAAAAACAAGCACACAGUAAUUUUAUGAAUCCUUACAGUAAUCUGGGGCAUUUUUUUACACUUUCAAGUGCAGCAUUUGUUUUUAUGAUGUUA
Xyrauchen texanus (razorback sucker) is the source of this 3924-nucleotide messenger RNA. Its product is annotated as zinc transporter ZIP9-like. Gene Ontology annotation, biological process: transmembrane transport; zinc ion transport. Gene Ontology annotation, cellular component: membrane. Gene Ontology annotation, molecular function: metal ion transmembrane transporter activity. The transcript is spliced from 7 exons. The record is from RefSeq and is a predicted model, not a curated record. Lineage: Eukaryota; Metazoa; Chordata; Actinopteri; Cypriniformes; Catostomidae. The coding region runs from base 511 to 1440 and encodes 309 amino acids.